GGCUCAUUUGAUAGGAUUGUUUGCAAUAAAACCCGAACUCAAUAGAAUAUUUGUAGAUUUUUUUCUCUCCAUUGGACAGCUUCUUUGUCCUCUCUGUAAAAUGGCAGAAUGGUGUCUGUCUUAAAUAAUAAGGCCCAGAAGUCCUCCAACAGAACAGCCACCAGGCUUCCAGCUGCUACCCCUCCUCCGUUAGCGAUGGCUGCUGCAGACAUCAUGCCCGCUGCAUAGGAACCUGCAGCGAUCCCGACAGACGUGAAGCCCACGGCUCCCAGAACCACGGGGGCGGCCAGCAACGCUCCGCCUCAUGAGCACAAGAGGAACAUUUAUUUAACACCGUCUGAAGAGACAGUCUUGGAAAAUUCCUUAAAAUUUUUAUUGCAGAUGAUUAAAAAGCUCCUGGAAAUAAAUAAGAGUUUAAAGAUUCUCGCCCUGCAAUACUGCACUUUCAGUCCGUCUUCUGCUGCCUCCUGUUGUUCCAUGUUGGUAACUGCUCCCUUUUCCUGAGAAAUGAAACCUAUAAAAUCAGCCCACAAUUCCUCCUGAAUCAGACAGAAGAACGGGCAUAACAACUGUUCAUCGAGCCUGGAAGAAUGGAGGAAGAAAUUUGUAAAUACAUCGUUGUAGGUGCAGGAGGUGUAGCAACUGUGGUUCUGACUCCUGCUCUUCUGGCUGCACUUGGCUUCACCGCAACUGGAAUUGCGUCAGGCUCCAUCGCUGCAAAGAUGAUGUCUUUAUUUGCACUCUUUUAUGGAGGAGGAAUUCCAGCUGGGGGCCUGGUGGCAACCUUACAGUCUAUUGGUAUGACAGGAUUAGGAUGGUUUGGAACUGGAACAGUGGCUGGUAUUGGAAGUAUAGUAGGGUCGAUGAUAUCAAGCAUUUGUAAUGUAACUGUAAAAAUAGAAGGCAGUCCAUAGCACAGACAAGGAAUAUACUUUUCAUUCCAAUAGAGUUAAAGUCAUGUUGUUCUUAUAUAAUAUAAUCAUGUCUUAAAGAGUAGAUUCUGAAAUUCAAACAUGUAUAAUCUGAUUAAGAAUGAAAGAAACAUUAUUUUUUGCUGUGAACAUGUCUUGUUAAAGGUCACUGUGAUGUGUGGAUAUUGCUGCAGGCAUUUUCUAAAUUUUGAGGGAAUGCUAUUUCUACUCAUCAUUCUGAGAGCAGAAUAAAGAAAACUUUGUACGUGUGUACAUCAGUUGUAAAACUUCAACCUGUACUCAAUAAAUAAAUAAGUAAAUAAUAUAUCAAUCAAUAAAGAAAAAGUGUUUUAAUAUAUUGUGGUAUUUGUUUUUGUUUUUGCUGAUACAUUUGGGGAAAUAAUUGGGACCCAGGAAACAUUAGACCCUUAAGAGUCAUGUUGUUAAGUCUUGUACUUUUCAGGACAUAGUGGUUACCUUACAAACCUUUCCAAGUAUGUCUCCAUUGUUUAUGAAAUUUAAUGGGUACAAACGUUCAUGUAACUUAUUAAAUACUAAGUAUUUUUCAUAAUAAAGCCUGACUCUGGAGCAUAUUUAGAAAGUUCCAAAAGAAAAAGAUAUCCAUUAAGUUUUUUAAAAGUUCCAAAAAAAAUACCAUUUAAGUUCUCCAGGAAAGUACCUGGAAAGCUGCAAUAUGUAACAUGGAAGAUCCUUUUAAGUCUAAAGUAGCUAGGUCCCAGUAAGGUUGCAGAAAUGAACCAUUAAGAGUUGAGGUAAAAUAUAGAUUGUUCACUUAUGCUGAAGUGUUGGCAC
Xiphophorus maculatus (southern platyfish) is the source of this 1724-nucleotide messenger RNA. RefSeq names its product interferon alpha-inducible protein 27-like protein 2A. Gene Ontology annotation, biological process: apoptotic signaling pathway. The coding region runs from base 591 to 914 and encodes 107 amino acids. Lineage: Eukaryota; Metazoa; Chordata; Actinopteri; Cyprinodontiformes; Poeciliidae. The transcript is spliced from 4 exons. Gene Ontology annotation, cellular component: membrane; mitochondrion. The record is from RefSeq and is a predicted model, not a curated record.